Mizuhopecten yessoensis (Yesso scallop) is the source of this 1197-nucleotide messenger RNA. RefSeq names its product beta-2 adrenergic receptor-like. The record is from RefSeq and is a predicted model, not a curated record. The transcript has a single exon. Gene Ontology annotation, biological process: G protein-coupled receptor signaling pathway. Lineage: Eukaryota; Metazoa; Mollusca; Bivalvia; Pectinida; Pectinidae. Gene Ontology annotation, cellular component: plasma membrane. The coding region runs from base 1 to 1197 and encodes 398 amino acids. Gene Ontology annotation, molecular function: G protein-coupled receptor activity.
AUGAAUGCUUCUAACGCCAUGGCCGGACUUUUAUUGAGUACAGCCGAGAGUGGUAAUAACGACUCGCUAUCAGCUACAGGGCAGGUAGAACCAGGAAAAGCGGAUGGAUAUACGGUGUCAAAAUGGAAUCAAGAGUUAGCUUACUCCUUCAUAGGUUUGGAUGUAUGUUUAGGCCUGUACAUACUUCUCGGAGUAGCCGGUAACAUUCUUAUCAUCAUAAUUUAUCAAUUCAGGAUUAAGAAGAAAUUUGAAGACCGAUUCUUUAUCAUGGUCCUUGCUGUGUUGGAUAUAUGCGUCUGUGUAACCGGUCCAGCCACUUAUCUGCUUCUGAACAUCUUGCCUGUGACAUUCUAUGACAAUUGGGGUUGCAAAAUUGCCUGGUUUAAUGGCCGAAACCUUAGUAACACUUCCGGUAUGCUGAUCCUCGUAAUCGCUAUACAGAGGUAUUUAAAAGUGUGUCGGCCAUUCGGAUGGCAAAUGACCAUUCGUUGGCAAAAAACUGCUGUCAUUGUGCUUUUGAUUUCGUCCGUGUUGAUUGACAUUCCAAUACUCUUUUUCUACGGAACGUCGACCAUCCAUAACGGCAUAUUAGAGGUCACGGGUUCACGGUGUGGCAGAAGAACAAACGUCAGUCCGGAUUUUGAAUUGGCUAUAAGUAUUUACUUUUACUGCAUGUUUGCUACCGCCCUUUCAUUUAUAUCGGGAAUCGCUGUCAUGUACGUGUUGAUUGGCAGAAGGAUCUUCAAUCAGAUGAAAAAGAAACGCUUAAUGGAAAACGGGUUGCGAGUGAACAACUAUACAAGGUCACUUGCUGAUAUGGAAUUCUCUAAACAAGAAGAAACCUCGACCGUAGACACUCAGGCAACGACAUCCCAAAAUGUCGGAACUUCCGGUUCAACAAAUCCUGAUAGUGAACGGAAGAGGAAGAAGAAAAAGGAUAAAUGGGCUACACAUCGAUACUCUCUAAUGUUUAUGACGAUUUCGGCCAUUUGUGGAGUGACAUAUGUUCCGUCACUUAUUGUGAACAUGUGCAUCAACCUUGACUCAGACGAGUUCUGGAUAUAUUACUCAUCCAUAGAAAGACAGGUGUACCUGUUCAUAUUUCAGUUCUUCUUGUUAAAUCAUGUGUCGAAUCCCUUUAUAUACGGUUUCUUUGAUAGUUCAUUCAGAGCUGAAAUGAAAAGGUUAUUUCGUUGA